UUAACUAUUCAGUUGUCAUUGUAUUGCAUUCUCUUACGUUUCACACAACAUAAUAAUCGAAGUAGAUAAGAAUUUGUCAUUUUUUAAAAACAAUAAUCAAAUGUUGUGCGUUACCAGGGUGACCGGGGUAAACUACCAAGUGUGCUGCUAGGCUAGCUAAACUAUGCUCGAGUUAAACUACUGGCCUUUUAUUGUCCAUAAAUACAGCUAGUAAACUUCAACACGUUCCGUGAAGACACUGCUCACAGACCACCAGGAUGCCGGUUCCUUUGUCUGGGGUAGAGCUGCUCGGACUGUGUACAGUGCUCCAGGACUGUGCUGCACAGCUGUCAGUGCUGGGUCACAUCAUGCCCGACACCCACAGAGGUCGUCCAGAAGCUGAUAAGUUUGUGUCAGCUGACAUUGGACAGGUCCUUGAACAGCAGAAAGGGGCAGAGCAGAACCUGAAAGCAGCCCGUCAGUUUGAGAGAGAGUCUGGGAGACUGUCAGAUGCCACCCGCGAGCUGCACAGAUCCCAGAAGGAACUGAACCGCACACUAGAGGAGAAUCCACUGUCCCCUGACAACCUGGCCAAGGUGCAGAGAGACCGUCAGUUUGUGGCUCACGUGAUUGCUGAUGUGUUGGCAGAGCUGCAAGAGAGAGGGACCUUUCACAGCUUGCUUUUCGCUGUGGGAGAAGAGAAAAGAAGGAAGGCCAACCUCCUGGACAUAAUAAUCAGGGAGGAGGGCGGCCGGCGGAAGACCAAAGCUCUUCAGAGACAGCUGCUUGACAUCCGCAAGGAAAAAACUCUGGAGCUGCAGCGACGCGAGGAGAUGACUGCCCACCUGAAAGACCAACUACAGGAGAUGAAGGCUAAGACUGGCCUGGAGAGGAAGUAUGUGAAGAGCAGCGCGGAGCUGCUGGUGUACCAGGGACAGAAGAUCAACACACACUCUGAGAAGCAGCUGGAGGAUGAGAUCAGGCAGGAGAGGUUGGAGGAGGAGAGGAGAGUUCAUAUGGAGAUGGAGACUUUCCUCAAGGAACAUCAGACAAGUCUGGGGGAGAAGCUGGAGGUGUGGAUGGAGCGCUAUGAGAGAGACAUGGAGGAUAAGCAGCAGGAGCUUAACAGCCUGAGGAACAACAAAGCUAACAAUCUCUCCCAGCUCCAGGAGCUGGCCAAGAAGUAUAGAGACAGUGAGCAGGUGGUCAUCGAGGACAGGAUGGAGAAAGAGGCCCUACGCAGGAAGCUGGAGAAGGAACACAUGGAGCGAGACGCAGCCACCAAGAUCCAGUCGUGGUGGAGGGGAACGUUAGUGCGACGCGGCCUGGGACCCUAUAAGAAAGGCAAGAAGCCCAAGGAGGGCAAGAAGGGAAAGAAGAAAAAGUGAGGUGUCCCUUCAAGAGCUCCAAAAAGUCUCAAUACAGACAUGUUACUUUUCAUCAAUGUUCAAUUCCUGAUUACAGACAAUCUAAGUCGACACUUGGCCUGUAGGCAAAUAUAUAUUCAAUGAGAAAAGCUUUUUUCCCCUCUUUAACAGAGUAAAGUUGGCAUGGUCAUUUUGAAUACUACUACCACCAUUGCAAGGUUCUUACUUAUAUGCAGUCUAACACAAGGGCAAGAAUGGUAAUAAACAAGCGUACUCAUGAGA
This is a messenger RNA of Oncorhynchus mykiss (rainbow trout), 1628 nucleotides long. The record is from RefSeq and is a predicted model, not a curated record. Lineage: Eukaryota; Metazoa; Chordata; Actinopteri; Salmoniformes; Salmonidae.